This is a messenger RNA of Fulvia fulva, 588 nucleotides long. Its product is annotated as MIP18 family protein. Bases 1 to 588 code for a protein of 195 amino acids. Gene Ontology annotation, biological process: iron-sulfur cluster assembly. The transcript has a single exon. The record is from RefSeq and is a predicted model, not a curated record. Lineage: Eukaryota; Fungi; Ascomycota; Dothideomycetes; Mycosphaerellales; Mycosphaerellaceae.
AUGGACGCCGGCAAAGACAACGCCAACCCGACCAUCCUCAACCCGGACGACAUACCUCGCCGCACGCGGUCCACGCCAUCGACGCUGACGAAGCAUGCCAUGUUCGACACCUUGGCACCGGCUUAUCCCAGCCUUACAGACUCCGACACUCUGAACGACAGCCUAUCGUCUUCAGAAGAUGAGUCGGACCGCGAAGAAAUUGACGAGCAAGAGGUCUACGAUCUCAUCUCCAACAUCACCGACCCGGAACACCCGCUCUCCCUCGGCAGCUUGGGCGUGGUGAAUCUGUCAGACAUUGCCAUAAUCCCGCCCACCUCGCCAACAUCCCGCAUCAGCUCCGUGCGCGUGCUCAUAACGCCCACAACAUCCGCCUGCUCAUUGACAACAGUCAUUGGCCUGGGAGUCAAAGUCCGCCUAGUCAACGCCCUCCCACCCCGGAUUCGCGUAGAUGUGCGCAUCAAGGAAGGAACCAGUUCUUCGGCAGACGAGGCCAACAAGCAACUUGGCGACAAGGAACGUGUCGCAGCCGCCAUGGAGAACCGCAAUCUAGUCAACAUGGUCAACCACAUGCUGUCCUCGUGCGAGUGA